GUCUCACUCCAAAUCGUCAAAUUGGCGGGAUCAUUUCACCGCCCGUAUAUAAAAAUCCCCCUUCACCGAAACCAUCCGCCGCUCGGAAGGUCCAGAAAGCGAGCGGCGAUGGCGGCGGCGAUGCCGGGAUGGCGACGGUGACGGCGCGGAGGAGGAGGAGCCGCCGCCGUUCCCGUCCGAGCUGAGCGCUUCCCCCGACGGAGCCGCCGGGGAUGAGGAGAUCGCCCGGCACCUUCCCGAUGCUGACGGGGAGGGAGAGCCUGGUCCGCCUGAUCGGGAAGCGCCGGCGGUUCCUCCCCAAUCGCCACUCGCUCCUCUCCUCCGCCUCUGCUUUCCAGAGCUGUCUGAAUCUGGGUACUGACGAGGGUGGAAAGAUUGUGUCUUUGGAGGGUCGGGAGGGAUUGUCGUUCCCGGCGCGUGAAGUGAAGGAUUUGGGAGAUGGGGUUGAGAAUGGAGAGUGUGCAUCGAAGACGCCGGCUUCUGAUUGGGUGACUUGCCCUGUUUGUGGGAAGAGAGUCCGAGGCGGUGAUUACGGCAUCAAUUUGCAUUUGGAUACAUGCUUGACCAGAGGAACCAAAAGGAAAGUGACCCAGCGCACACUUUUGCAGUUAAAUUUUUCUCCACGAUUGAAAGUGAAGGUUUGCCCUGUUGAGUCAGACUUGGAACAAUCGACUGUUGAUGUAGUUUGCAAUAAUCCUCAUGAAGAUUUGGUUAAUGGAGGGCAUGAGUGUGACAGGGUUGAAAAUGGGGAUGGUUUCCCUGAAAAUGGGGAUGGCUUGCUUCUAAAUGGCUGUGCUAGAAGUCUUGGCAGUGAAUGCCAAAUAGCUAGGAAGGUCAGGUCAGCCUCGCUGUCUCCCAAGAAGGUGGCUACUCACUGUGAUAUCAGUGUCGAUGACGAGGAUAUAUUUGGGACAGUUGUUGAUACAUUUAUUGUUGGUCGCAAGUUUAGUGAUGAAAAGGAAUUAAAACUUGGGAUGGCAAUCUCCCUUUUGAGAGAACCAGAAAAUGUCAAGGAUCCAAGCGCGAUCAAGGUUCUAUCUGCUGAUUCUGGAUGCUGCCUUGGUUAUCUUCCCCGUUCCUUGGCUCAAUAUGUAUCCCCACUUAUAGAGAAGCACUGCUUGAGUUUUGAGGGAAGUGUGACUUGUCUUCCAAACCAUAAUCAUGACAUCGUUCCCAUAAAGAUAUGUUGUCAUGGGAUGAUACCAUGUGGUGAGGGGAAGCAUGAUGAUGUCGAUGGUAUCAAAUGUUUGUGGACAAGUAUUUUGCAAGAAGUUGAAGCAGCGAGGAAAAAUCCACCCAGUAUGACAAAAUAUCAACAGAAUUUUAGUCUACUAAUACAUGAGGUCUUAAUCAGAAGUUCUAAUCUUUUUACAGAUGACGAGAAACUGUUCAUGGAAUCAUUCACUUCACUUUUGGAUGAUAGUCAGAGGCUUUUUGUCCGGCUUUAUUCACGGAAAGGGCCAUGGUUCCGGUUGUCCAACAUUUCCUAUCCGGAGAUCUCUGAUGCUCUGCAAGCUGUCAAUGAGCUCUCUGGGAAAGGAUAUGUGGUUCCAUUUGAUUGUGCAGAAGGCCUACAAACAGAUGAAAUGAUGGGUAUCUUAAGAGUGCUUACUGUUUCUGAACUUCGUGAGAUCUCCUGUAUACCAAAGAAGAAAGGCAGCCAGAAUUCAACAAAGAAGGAUCUUAUUGCAUCUGCUCUCUGUUCGUAUAGAGAUGGAUUAUGCCCAGUUCUUCCAAGUGUGCUUCUGGAUAAAGCUGGUGUGUGUGUAAAAAUAUCCUCGAGAGCUGAAACUGUCUUCUGGCGUGCUGAGAGAAUUUUCUUCCUGAAUGGAGAACAGGAUCUGUCUACAUUUCUUCUAGUUGAUCUGGGAGCAGUCAAAUAUCCAACUUACAACUGCACAAAUUCAGAACAAAUUUUCUCUUCUCGAAGUUGCCUCCUAGAUUAUGAAGAGGCUAUUGAAGUAGCACAGUUGAUGGAUGAGUCACUUGAUCAGAAUGACGCAGACCAAGUGUUGAGAUGUUUAAGGAUUGCAGACUCUUGUGUGGAUCUUCCUUCCGAAAAUGUAUCUAGAUCAUCCAUUUCAGGUUCAGAAGCUGCAUUUAUUUCAUGCUUCACAGCUUCUUGGGUCUACUCCAAGGUGAUUUUGUUAGGAAUCUCCUAUCUUGAACGUGAACAUAGGUACCAGGACGCAAUAAAUCUACUGAAGCGGCUUUUAGACUGUUUUAUAUCUGACGGAAGGAGAGGAUACUGGACUGUAAGGCUGUCUAUUGACUUGGAGCAUCUGGGAUUCCUGGACGAGAGCCUUUCAGUUGCAGAGGAUGGUCUCUUGGAUCCAUGGGUGCGUGCUGGUUCAAGGAUAGCACUGCAAAAGCGGGUUCUUCGCUUAGGAAAACCACCGAGGCGCUGGAAAAUUCCCCGUUCCUUUGAGAUUACAAAAUGGAAAAUUAAGGAAGUUCAUGUACAAGGGAGACCUUUGAACUGUGAAAUGGGGAAAAAGAGCAGGUUCUAUGGAGAAGAUGGAGAACAAUGCGGAGUUGAGCAGCUUGCUCUACAGUAUUAUGCCAAUGAAGGAGGUUGCUGGAGUGGAGUUCAUACGGAGAGUGGCAUUUGGUUGACCAUUUUUGGGCUUCUUAUGUGGGAUGUUAUUUUUUCUGAUGUACCGAAUGUCUUCCGCACGAAAUUUCAGACGGCUCCUUUGGAUUUGGAGACAGAUGGCUUUUUUCUAGCAAGGAAGGGCCUCAUAGAGACCCAUCUGCAAAAUAUUCAUGACGGCAUGGCCGAGGAGAUUCUUAUUACAUCAUGGGAGUCACACUUAGGAACUGCUUGCCGUGGAGUUAACUGGGAUCGGCAUUCCCUCUCAGAACUGCGUGCAGCUGUUACUUGCGUUGGUGGACCUUGUUUGGCCUCUCUUUGCCGGCUUCUCUCUCAGGAUUACCGUAGCUGGUCUAGUGGGAUGCCAGAUUUGUUAUUGUGGCGCUUUCAUGGAGAAUAUCGAGGCGAAGCGAAGCUUGUUGAAGUAAAAGGUCCAAAUGAUAGACUCUCCGAACAGCAGCGGGCGUGGCUAUUCAUUCUGAUGGAAUGUGGGUUCAAUGCCGAGGUAUGUAAAGUAACGCCUCCACUGCCGUUGGAGCCAAAUACUCAAAAUAUCAGCUGAAACUGAAAGCCCUAAAACAGUAAUUGGGAUGGAGAGUUCCAUUAUUCAUUCAUUUUUCAAUAUAUAGAUUCGAUUAUAUAGCUUCAUGAAAGCAAGCACAUUCCAGAUCUCUUGGAAAGUUGUUUGCUAUAUAAUCUCAAAGUUGCAAGAUGUAUUGAAGGGCAACGUGUUUCUUAUGUUUAAUCAGUAACACCAAUUGUCAAAGCCGAGUUCUACC
Messenger RNA from Eucalyptus grandis, 3372 nucleotides. RefSeq names its product fanconi-associated nuclease 1 homolog. Gene Ontology annotation, cellular component: nucleus. Bases 213 to 3155 code for a protein of 980 amino acids. The transcript has 15 exons. NCBI's taxonomy places the organism in Eukaryota, Viridiplantae, Streptophyta, Magnoliopsida, Myrtales, Myrtaceae. Gene Ontology annotation, biological process: interstrand cross-link repair. Gene Ontology annotation, molecular function: hydrolase activity, acting on acid anhydrides, in phosphorus-containing anhydrides; zinc ion binding; flap-structured DNA binding. The record is from RefSeq and is a predicted model, not a curated record.